Messenger RNA from Trichophyton benhamiae CBS 112371, 1662 nucleotides. RefSeq names its product C6 transcription factor, putative. Gene Ontology annotation, biological process: regulation of transcription by RNA polymerase II; DNA-templated transcription. Lineage: Eukaryota; Fungi; Ascomycota; Eurotiomycetes; Onygenales; Arthrodermataceae. Gene Ontology annotation, molecular function: RNA polymerase II cis-regulatory region sequence-specific DNA binding; zinc ion binding; DNA-binding transcription activator activity, RNA polymerase II-specific. Gene Ontology annotation, cellular component: nucleus. The record is from RefSeq and is a predicted model, not a curated record. Bases 1 to 1662 code for a protein of 553 amino acids. The transcript has a single exon.
AUGCUCCAGAAGUGUGAACUAGACGAGACCUCCGAAGCUCGCGCAGUUUACGAUAAAUGCAAAUCCCUGGCCAGAGCUAUUAAGGCCCAAGAAAUUGCUAAACAUAACCCAGUUGCAAACAUUCUGGACCAUGUUCCUCCUAGAAAUGUUGCUGAACCGCUAGUGCAGGCAUAUCUCCGAACCUUUGAGUCGAUAUUCCGGGUCUUACACGUGCCAUCAUUCUUACGCGAUUUUGAGAGCCAUUGGGAUAACCCCGGCUCCUCAAGUCCCGACUUUAUCGUCAAGCUACUUCUUGUAAUGUCCAUUGGCUCUAUCUUUUCUCCGGCUCGCAGUGCAUCGGACACCAGCUAUUCUACUAUAUCCCAAUGGAUAUAUGUGGCGCAAUCAUGGCUAAACUCUCCGUUUGAGAAAAGUCGAAUCAACGUCUCAGGGACACAGAUUCACUGUCUUCUACUCCUGGCACGCCAGGCGAACGGUGUCGGGGGAGACCUGGUCUGGGUCUCGGCAGGUUCUUUGUUAAGGACUGCAAUGCAUAUUGGACUUCACAUCGACCCGUCACACUUGCCUAAUGUUACUUUCUAUGACCAAGAAAUCCGACGAAGGCUAUGGGCGACCGUCCUGGAGAUCGUCGUGCAGUCCAGCAUGGAUUCUGGCGGGCUUCCCCUAAUUCACAUGCAAGAUAUAGACUCUGAGCUGCCCUCUAACAUUGAUGACGAGCAGCUGGAGGGUGCCAAUGAAAUUAUAGAUGCCACGCAUGCGAAGCCUUUAGAGGAAUAUACUAUGACCUCCGUCCAGAUUGCGUUGGUGAAAUCGCUUCCUUUAAGGCUAGGGAUAGCCCAAUAUCUAAACGACUUCCGCUCGGAACACUCUUAUGAAAAGACACUCCAUCUCGCUUCUCGCUUAUCCUCGUUUUGUCGAGACAAUUAUCUCCUAUUCCAGUCCUUCCCCACUGGCAUGCCCCGCCCCGCUUCGUUCCAGAUUAAGAUGCUAGACCUGUUAUCAUAUCGAUUCCUACUCGCGCUACACCACCCUUUUGCCAUGAAGGCAAGAGCAGAUCCUACCCUAUACUAUUCCCGGAAAGUAUGCAUAGAGCUAGCUGUCUCUCUUUUGGCCCCCCUCUCCGCCUCCAAUGAUACCGAAUCUUCUAAUGACAACUACACAAAUCUCAAAAUCUCUGGCACCGGUUUAUUCCGCGAUGUGCCCGUGAUGGCUAUCAGCACAAUAUGCGAGGCACUAACCUACCAACUCGAAGAAGAAAGGUCCUCCUUCAUACCUGUUUCGAGCUUAUUUUCGCAUCAAAACCUGCGGGAAAUUAUCGAAGAAUACGUCCACCUCCUUGACAUGAGAAUAAAACAUCGCGAAACAAACAUCAAAGGCUAUGUGCUAUUUUCAUGUAUAUUCGAACACAUUAAUGCCGUCCAAGCUAGCCUGCCAGUUGAACAGGCAAUUGCCUCUGCUUUGAACCGGAGCUUGGAUCAGUGCUACUACACAUUGAAAACCAGAGCUAUGGCAUGGGGAAUUAAUAUGUCACCAGACAUCGGAAUAGAUACCCCUGGACAUACUCAACUUAAUGAUAGAACACUUGGGACGCAUGAUUGGCUUAUUGACGAUGGGAUGGUAAAGUUUGCCUUUAUCCCUGUUUUUGUUGUACAAGUAAAUUAA